Messenger RNA from Kickxella alabastrina, 2354 nucleotides. RefSeq names its product UNC-like C-terminal-domain-containing protein. Gene Ontology annotation, biological process: protein folding in endoplasmic reticulum. NCBI's taxonomy places the organism in Eukaryota, Fungi, Kickxellomycota, Kickxellomycetes, Kickxellales, Kickxellaceae. Gene Ontology annotation, cellular component: cytoplasm; membrane. The record is from RefSeq and is a predicted model, not a curated record. The transcript has a single exon. Bases 62 to 2329 code for a protein of 755 amino acids.
AUUUUUCAUCUUUUAUUCUACAUAUACAUAAAUUAUUUCGCACAUUGGAAGAAAAGUGCCGAUGCACAUUCCAUUAAUACACAGAAAUUCGGUGUCCAGAGCUUUCGGCGGCCUAGCGCUUUUGUGCUCGCUGCUCUGUGACUGUACCGUGGUGGCAGCGGGAAGCACUCACAUGCCUUCCACGUCAACUUCACAAAACUCACAGUCAUUGCAGCAUAAUUCGGCGCGGUCCGGUGGAACGUCACAGUCGUCACCAACUACUUCACAGCAAAAUUCGAUGCUUUCUCCGUCUGCCGCCAAUAAAGUGUCCGCAACAGAAUUGGUGUCUGAAGCGCAUUCGUUAGGCAGUGUCAGUGCACAGCCUGUGUAUAUUUCUUUGGGUGUGGAUGACGACACACUUUUAAGGUCAACAAGUCUGACCAAAUCCUACAUAAAUGCAGACAUAAAAACACCUGAAAUUGGCAUGGCGCUCGUUAUUGGCGCCUGGACAGCCAGCUCAUCGCUUGCAGAUACACGUCCCACCAUAGUCAAUGUGGCAAAACUUGUUGCACCAUCUCGCACUACAUUUGACGCGACGGAUAUUGAAGAUUAUCAGGACAGCAGCCGCAGCGUCAAUGCAUAUAGGGAGUCAGAGGAGUCUGCAUCUGCCACCCAGACUGUCUCCGAGCCCGUGGACCAGAAACAAAAGCGCAAUACCACAGCAGAGCCAUCCUUCACCUCCGCACUCGAUAUACACCAGCGGGACCCCAAGUCCCUUAAAGGGCGGUUCAACUACGCGGCGACCGACUGCGCAGCCGUGGUGCUAAAGGCCAAUCGUGAGGCCCGCGGUCUAACAGCUAUUCUUAAUUCCAAAAAGGACCAGUACAUGCUGAACGAAUGCUCAGCACAAAACAAGUUUGUUAUUGUCGAGCUCUGCGACGACAUUUUAAUCGACACCCUGGUGAUGGGCAACUACGAAUUCUUUUCGAGCACGUUCAAGGAUACUAUGGUGUAUGUCAGCGACCGGUAUCCGCCAAAGAACAAUACAUGGACGUUGCUGGGUCAUUUUCAAGCGCGCAAUACACGGGAUGCACAGGUGUUUCCAGUGAUUGAUCCGAAAAUCUGGGCGCGGUAUAUUAAGGUCAAUUUUGUCAACCACUAUGGCAGAGAAUUUUACUGCCCGCUAACUGUUUUCAAGGUGUACGGAACUACGCAGAUGGAGCAGUUCAGGAAAGAAGAGGACGAGGAAGACGAGGAUACGGCUACAUUGACCGUGGGGAUUCUGGCUGGGUCGCCGGAAAAUGACUACCAGCUGAGAUUCCCGUACCGCAGCAUCCAAAACCCACAUCAGCAAACGGUGUUGAGAAUUGGCGAUGCAGGGUCGCCGGUGAAGGGAUAUUUGCGGGAUAUGCAGGGAAUUGUUAAUGAGUACGACGCGCGCGACAAGGACGAGUCAAAGCCAGCAUCAAUGGCUGUGCCUAUGCCCAAGGUUCCCAACCUUCCCUGGGGUAAAGAGGCCCAAUCUCAUAACAGGGACGAUGAUGAUGGGGAUGGAGCCGAGUAUGAAGAUGCCGUCGAAGACCAUGACGAGCUUGAAGGCGAUGAAGACACCGAAGAAGAUGAUGAGGGUGGCGAGUAUGAAGAAGACGAGGAUAACGAGCAGGUUAGCCGCGUGGCUAGCGAUAAUGGAACCACACCGAGCAAUUCCAAACCGAUUGGCAGUGGUGCUUCGCAACCGCAGCCGCAGCGCAAGUCACAACAAGCAGCCGUUACCCAGCUGGGAGGCGACAACGCGCCGGUUGCCAAACAGGUCAUUAAUGAUGGCAGUAUAAAAGGCAACUCUGGAAUUGCUGACAAAAACACGGGCGGCGGCACGUUCUCUGGGCCAAUAGGCCCAGGCCAGCGCGGGCAAGAAAGCAUUUUCAAGACCAUCAUGCGGCGGCUCAUCCGAGUCGAGCGCAAUAUCACCCUUGCAUACCACUAUCUGGAAGAGCAGCACCUGGUAUUUAACCUGGUUCUCCAACAGGUCGAGAUGAACAACCUUGAGAGCAUGCAGAUGGCAAUCAGGCAACUCAACCAUUCGACCGCCAGGCAGAUGCAAUCGUUAACCGCGCUAAGCGAGGAAGUGUGGCGAGCUAUUCUGUAUGACCUCGAGGAGUACCAACAAAAGACGCAGACGGAGAUGGGAGCUAUGUCGCAAAAGCUCGAGUUUCUGGCCGGGGAGGUGCUGUUCGAGAAGCGCAUGAAUGUUGCUCAGCUGGUACUUCUGCUCACAAUCAUAGUUAUGAUUGCAGUCAACAAGGUGGUGACCAAGCUGGCGCUGAUUCCAGAGUCCAAAAAGGAGAAGUAGCCGAUUGACAUGAUAUAAUGAAUAA